AUGGAGCACACAAUCCCGCCGUGCGAUCUCGACGAGGUCCGCCGCUACCGGCUCGCGCGCGUGCGCGAGGCUUUGGCCGCGCGCGAUCUCGCGGGCAUCAUCCUCUACGACCCGGUGAACAUCCGCUACGCCACAGAUGCAUCCAAUAUGCAGGUCUGGUGUGCCCACAACGAGGCGCGAUACCUCUACGUGCCGACCGAAGGUCCGGUCACUCUCUUCGAAUUCGGCGGGGGCAGCGACCUGAUUAACGCGGGACUUCCCACAAUCGACGAGGUCCGCGGCGCGACCUACGUGCUCUAUUUCAUUGCCGGCGGGCGGCAGGCUGACAACGCGCGAGCCUGGGCGGCCGAGCUGGACUCGGUGAUUCGCGAGCGGGGCGGUGGCAACCCGCGGAUCGCCAUUGAUCGCGUCGGGCCGGUGGGCAUGAUUGAGAUGCAGCGCCUCGGGUAUGAAAUUCACGACGGCUUCGAAGUGAUGGAGAACGCCCGCAAGAUCAAGUCGGACGGCGAGAUCAUCUUGAUGCGCCACGCCAUAGCCGUGUGUGAGCAGGCCAUCGUCGGGAUGCGCGAGGCGCUCAGGCCCGGCAUCACGGAAAACGCGCUCUGGGCCGAGCUCCACCGCGGCAACAUCGCGGGCGGUGGCGAGUGGAUCGAGUGCCGCCUGCUGGCCUCCGGGCCGCGCACCAAUCCGUGGUUCCGCGAAUCCUCGAUGCGGGUUAUCGAGCGGGGCGACAUCGUGGCCUUCGACACCGACCUUGUCGGACCCUACGGCUACUGCGCCGAUAUAUCGCGAACCUGGGUGUGCGAUGCGCGCCCGAGCGACGAGCAGCGGCGCAUCUAUGCCGAGGCCUACACUCACAUACUGCACGACAAGGCGCUGCUGAAGCCCGGCGUGACCUUUCGCGAGGUGACCGAGGGGCUGCGCCCCCUCGGCGACGAGUUCGUGGACGGCCGCUAUUCAGUGGCGAUGCACGGGGUCGGGCUCUGCGACGAAUACCCGGCCAUUCCCUACCCGCAGGACUAUGAGCCCGGAGACGACGGGGUGCUGCAGGAGGGGAUGGUGAUGUGCGUGGAGGCGCUCGCCGCGCCCGCCGGUGGCCGCGAGGCGGUCAAGCUCGAGGAGCAGGUGUUGAUCACUGCAGACGGCUACGAGCAACUCUCCUCCUAUCCGCUGGAAGAGGACUGGCUGUAG
Molecule: messenger RNA, 1191 nt
Organism: Geodia barretti
Lineage: Eukaryota; Metazoa; Porifera; Demospongiae; Tetractinellida; Geodiidae
Source: the annotation of a GenBank genome assembly